Molecule: messenger RNA, 2108 nt
Organism: Sesamum indicum (sesame)
Lineage: Eukaryota; Viridiplantae; Streptophyta; Magnoliopsida; Lamiales; Pedaliaceae
Biological process (GO): transport
Cellular component (GO): membrane; Golgi apparatus
Source: RefSeq, a predicted model, not a curated record
GGAGAAGUAGACUAAAGUACAAUUUACAACACUACUUCAUAUCAUUCAUCCACCAGAAUAAACAGUUCUCCGUUUUCCCAUCUGUUGUUCUACUUUUUUUUUCUCAAUUUCAGACUAAUCCAAACAAGCCCGGUUCAAAAUUUUGGUUGUCUAUACGUAUAUAUAUACGUAUAGAGGGAGAAGGGGAAGAGGGAGAUGCUAUUCCGCAGAGGGAUCCAAUGCUUUAUGUUUAAUAGAAAUGGAAGGAGAACGGUAAUAUUUGUUGGGAUUUUGUUGUUAUUUUGCGGAAAUGGAGUGAGAGCGUCGAUCCAUGAGUACAAGAAUGAAGGAUUCAUUCCUCGCUUUAAUUCCUUCUUCUUCCAUGGGGGCAGUGAGGGAUUGUAUGCUUCCAAGAAUCUUGACCCGCUCAAAACCACAACCAAUGAUGAUACUAAUAAACCCCUUCAGGGAAAAUCCUUCAUUAGGUUUGAGUCCAUCACAUUUAGGAGACCAAAAGAGAUUGCCAACAAGCAGAACGAGAUGCAGCAAAGUACUGGUGUGGUAGAGGCCAUUAUAGUUGAGGUCAAAGACAGAGAUAAGAUUGGAGGAGCUUAUAUGAAUUCCAGUGCAAUAUGCUGCAAUCCUGCUCUUGCUAAGGAGGGGUUAUGCAAAGUUGGCGAGGUAAUAAUCCGCCAAGAUCCCGAUAACCCAGGAUGGCCAAGAAAGCUACAGGUUUCAUUUGAGGGAAACAGUGAAGAGGCUAAUAUGGUGCUUCAGACUGUUGAGAUUAAUAAAACUGGAAUGUAUUAUCUAUACUUUGUGUUUUGUGACCCAGAACUGAAGGGUACAGUAAUGAAUGGAAGAACUGUCUGGAGAAAUCCAGAAGGUUAUCUACCAGGUAGGAUGGCACCAUUGAUGACAUUUUAUGGCCUUAUGUCUCUAGCAUACAUUGCUCUUGGUGUUCUAUGGUUUUUGCGGUUUGUGCAACACUGGAAAGAUAUAAUAAAACUGCAUUACCAAAUCACAGCUGUGAUAGGACUGGGAAUGUGUGAAAUGGCCCUCUGGUACUUUGAGUAUGCAAACUUUAAUGCCACUGGGAGUAGACCAAUUGGAAUUACUCUUUCGGCAGUUACUUUCAGUGCUAUAAAGAAAACUGUUUCUCGUCUUAUUCUCCUUGUGGUUUCAAUGGGUUAUGGUGUUAUGAGACCAACCCUAGGAGGCAUAACCUCGAAAGUAAUUCUUCUGGGUGUGGUAUAUUUUGUGGCUUCAGAAGCCCUGGAGCUUGUAGAGCAUUUGGGAAAUAUCAACGACUUUACAGGAAAAACCAGGCUCUUCUUGGUGCUACCAGUAGCACUUCUUGAUGCCUGCUUUAUUCUUUGGAUCUUUUCAUCAUUAUCCAAGACUUUGGAGAAGCUACAGAUACGAAGAAGCAUGGCCAAACUUGAGCUCUACCGAAAGUUCACCAAUGCUCUAGCAGUAUCAGUUCUGCUUUCAGUUGCUUGGAUUGGCUAUGAGUUGUAUUUCAAUGCUAGUGACCCCCUCAGUGAAUUGUGGAGAAGAGCAUGGGUCAUCCCAGCAUUCUGGACUUUGCUUGCUUUCUUGUUAUUGGUGGUUAUAUGCGUCCUGUUGGCUCCUUCACAUAAUCCAACUAGGUACGCGUAUGAGACUGGUGAUGAUGAGGAGGAGGCUAUCUCUCUGACUGCCGCAGGAGUAAUAGUAGCUGGAGACUUGGCAUCCAAAGUAGAAAGAAAAGAAAGGAAGACAUCAAUUGCAUCAGAUCAUGUCUUUGGGCUCGGGGAAGAUAUUGAGGAGGACAAAAGGGAGUGACACCUCUUUCACCUUGUAUUCUCAUUUAACUGUGGCUUCUAUGCAUAUACAUAAGUUUUUACUAGAUCCUCCUUAUGCCUUCCCUUUUUACCCUGUAAAGAACCAACAGAAAUUUAUAUACAACAUAGUGAAAAUCGGAGAAACAAAUUAACUGCCUUCCCUAAGACCCUAUUUCCAGUAUCAUGUUGCAAAAAGUUUUGGAUACGGUGUACUGACUAGAGUUCAUGAGGAAAUAUCUAGUAACUUACUGACUGUUUCUGAACUUUGUUGAGGCCUUUUACAAGUUUACUACUGUUAUACAA